AAAUACGAAUCAUGUGAAAUGAAGGGUUCAAACAUAUGAUAGAACCGAAUCAUAUAAAAGUCACCGCUGCUUAAAAAAGUCAUGAGGGGGUUCACAAUAAAAAGGCCCAACGUAUGUCUUGCCAGACCAUAUAUCAAACAUAUCUUUCUUUACAAGUCUUAUGGCCUCAGCUUUACUUAGAAGCAAAUCAGAUUCUACUUCAUUUCUGGAACCAACUAAACACAACUCCAGAUUAAUAACAUGUUUGGGAGAUCUGAAAACUACGUCAUACGGCGAGGGAACGUACUUGACCCGAUCUCCGGUUUACAGAACCCCCCAGAUGGCGGUAGAUGAGCUCGAGCUGACCGAUGAACCUCAUCGGUCUGAUGGUUUCAAGAACAAAGCUGAAAAGAUUGUUGGAGAUGAAGUAAAUGUUAAGAUACAAAAAACACUUACGCGCUUAACACUCCGUGACCCAUGCAAUCUCAUUCAGUUUUGGUCACCUUGUAGAGCCGGGAAGUACAAGUUACUAAAAACUGUAGAUCAACCUUUUGGCCUUGGAACACUCGAUGAAAGACUUUAUAACUACAGGAGGGAAUCAGAGCGUAAGAGGUUUCGUGUGGAUGAGGAGUGCAAAGAAGUAGACCUCGUCCCUGUUGUACGAGUAUUUAGAUGCCAAUUUCCCGAGUGGACUCCUGAUGUCACCAAGUACUACUCGAAAAACCAUCCGCUACGAGAUUGCGCUAUUCGUGGGGAUCUUCAUGGAUAUCUGGUUUUGCCGGUGUUUGAUUCUCUUACCAUGUCAUGUGUUGGUGUACUUGAAUCCAUCACAUCUUCUAGAUAUCUUGAUUGUGCCUAUGAAGUUCAAGAAGUUCAACAAACCCUUAAGGCAGUAAACCUGACAUCACCACAAGCAUUUGAUUUCCCUACAUCUUAUGUGGCUCGGGGGUUUAAAAGCUCACAAAAUGAGCUAGAUGAAAUCUUCAAGAUUUUGAAAGAUUGUUGCUUCACUCACAAGUUACCACUUGCACAGACGUGGAAAGUGUCAUCGGCGAGUAGCUUUGUGGCAACCGAAAGAAACAUAGAAAUGUCAUGUAAUAGCUUUAACUUUAGUUGCAUAGGGGAAGUCUGCAUGUCAACAACCGGUCUACCAUUUUACGUUCAUGACUUGCGUGUUUGGCACUUUCGAGAAGCCUGCCGAGAGCAUCACUUGAUAAAAUCCAAGGGUGUUGUUGGGAGGGCAUUGUCAUCUCACGGUUCAUGUUUUUGUGCAGAUGUAACCAAACUAAGAGAAGAUGAGUAUUCUUUGGUUCACAAUGCGCGCAUGAGCGGUUUAACUAGCUGCUUAGCCAUCUACUUGCAUAGCAGGGAACAUGAUGACAGUUAUGUGUUGGAAUUUUUUCUACCAGUUGACAUGAACAAUUGUGCAGACUCACAAAAUCUGGUGCAAAAGCUGAAGUUGCAAGUUAAAUCUUCUUCUUUCGAUGUUGGCACAAAGGAUAUAUCUAUGGAUGAUGUUACAGGCAAGAAUAUUGAUGUGGUUACCGGAGAAAAAGGAGCAUGUACUAAACAAAGGCGAAAGCGCAAAAUGGAUUCUAUUACACCAGAGAACAUUAAGCAAUAUUUUGGAAAGCCAAUGGAGGAAGCAUCCACGAAACUUGGUGUUAGCCGUUCUACACUGAAGCGUGUUUGUCGCAAGUUCAAUAUAGCCAGUUGGCCAAUACCGAAUCGCAACAAGAAAACUGUCCGGUUUGGUAUAUAUGUUGCUGUGUUUCUAUUGAUAAGGGUUAAGCGGUGGAGUUGUUCAAGUAAUCAUCAUGGCUUUUCAGCAAGGUGGUGGAUUUGUGGCAAGCAUAAUUCUUUUGUAAUUUCUAGAUUAAACCCAUCACCCGAAGGCGAGAUGAUUCGCAUGCUACUUUCUUCUUCACAGCGGUUAAAAGAGGUUAAAGAACCAGAUGAAUCCACAGAGACAGUGACUCCCUUUUCCAAGCCUCCAGGAGCGCGUUUUGGUAUAUACUACGCAGCGAGGUUACUUCUAGGCGUGAUACGCUGGAGAAAAAGGACUGCGAUACAGCAUACAUCGGGUCGCAACGAUUAUAAGUUUGUUGAUGGUCAGAUGGUCCAGAUUUCAGAUGCUUUUGAUGUGUUUCAUGCAUCAGCAUCCCCAAAGAAGAAGGUGGCCAAAGUCCUAGAUGAAUGCAGAAUGGUGACAGUUAAGGCAACUUAUAAAGAUGAUAUGAUAAAGUUUAGAAUCCCUAUUUCAUCAGGACUGUUGGAACUGAAAAACCAGGUUGCUCAAAGAAUUAAGUUGGAAAAUACAAAACUCCAUCUUAAAUACAGGGAUGAAGAUGAUGAUCUGAUACUCAUUGCUUGUGAUGCAGACUUCCACAACCUUGUGUCAUUAUCCCCUACUUCCGUUAGUAACCACACUAUAAAAUUAAUAGUCCAGAUUGCUAGAAAGUAAUAUAUAAGGGGGGACGGCGCGCCCCGUGGUGAUGAACUGUUCACGCGUGGAUCGUUGUGAAACACCGCCACCACCCUCCUCUAUAACGCGUGGAAUGAUAUAAGCGUGAUAGUGAGCACGCGUGGUGAUGUUUGUGGUGGUGAGUUGUUUUUCAAUGGUAGAUGUUUGUGUGGUGAGUGAUGGGCAUUUCCACUAAAAUCCAUCACUAGUGAUGGAAUAAAGCUCGAUGAUGUGACGAAACUUGAUUGAAUGUUGUGAGUGAUUAGUGUGUGGUAACUGAUGAGUGCCCCUACCCCCUAAACACUAGCAGUGGAAGAAAUCCAUGAAUGCACAUAGUCAUUCUAUAUGUGGGCGAAUAUUCUUAAUUUAAUUUGUGUGGUUUUUUCACAUGUAUUUUUGAAGGAAAAAAUGUAUUUUGAUUUACAAUCUGGCUUGGUUUUAUUACAUAUGUAGAUGUGGAUAUUGAUUUAAAAUUUUAAAUUUUGUUGUACUGGGAUCA
Molecule: messenger RNA, 2942 nt
Organism: Helianthus annuus (common sunflower)
Lineage: Eukaryota; Viridiplantae; Streptophyta; Magnoliopsida; Asterales; Asteraceae
Product: protein NLP7
Exons: 4
Coding region: 161-2443 (760 amino acids)
Molecular function (GO): protein binding; DNA-binding transcription factor activity
Source: RefSeq, a predicted model, not a curated record